AUCCACCAUGGCGCCCUCUAUGAGCGUAGCGGAGUACUACGCAAACAAGACAAUCUUCAUCACCGGCGCCACUGGCUUCAUGGGCAAGGUGCUGGUCGAGAAGCUGCUGCGGUCCUGCCCCGACCUGAAGAGGAUAUACAUGCUGAUGAGGGCGAAGAAGGGGCAGAGCAGCAGCGAAAGGCUUGAGGGGUUUUUGAAGUGCCGGAUAUUCGACCGCCUUCACGAAGUCAACCCCAAAUGCUUCGAGAAACUCCGCCUGGUCCCAGGAGACAUCCUGGCUGUCGGCAUGGGCAUCUCAGAGGAACACCGCCAAGAACUGAGGAGGGAGACGCAGAUCAUCUUCCACUGCGCCGCUUGCGUCAGGUUCGACAUGCCGCUUAAGGACGCUACGGACCUCAACACAGGCGGGACCCAGCGCGUCCUGGACCUUACCGACGGCAUGUCACAGCUCGAGGUAUUCGUCCACGUGUCCACAGCGUACUGCCGGUGCGAGCUCCCCGUGCUGGAGGAGCGGGUGUACGAGACCAAACACAAGCCGCAAGAAGUCAUGCAGUGCGUAGAAUGGAUGGACGACGACCUAAUCUCGCAUUUACAACCAAAACUGAUCGACCCCCAACCAAAUACCUACGCGUACACGAAAUCGCUGGCUGAAUCACUAGUAGCGCAGUACGAAGGAAAGUUUCCUAUCGCCAUCGCAAGGCCAUCUAUCGUGACAGCAGCCCACAAAGAGCCCAUGCCGGGCUGGGUGGACAACCUGAACGGGCCCACCGGCCUUUUAGUGGGCGCGGGCAAAGGAGUCAUUAGGACCAUGCACUGUAAGGACACGCUUAAGGCCGAUGUCAUCCCGGUGGACUUUGUCGUCAACGGCUGUAUAUUGGUGGCUUACAAGAUCGGCGUUCAUAAACCAAAAGAAGUACAAGUGGUGAAUCUGACUGAAUCAGGAAGGAAUCCCCUCACGUGGGGCGCGGCGCUCGACAUGGGUCGUAUCCACGUGCAAGAGUUCCCAUUCUCCGUGUGCCUGUGGUACCCUGGCGGCUCGCCGAAGUCCUCGCGACUGUUGCAUCAGAUCGCGCUGCUCUUCACCCACAUCAUACCGGCUUACCUCGUCGAUUUGUUGCUGAUGAUGCUGGGAAAGAAAACUUUCAUGGUCCAAGUCCAGAAGCGUAUCAGCUACGGUCUGGAGGUGCUGCAGUAUUACACGACGAAGGAGUGGCAUUUUAAAAAUGACAACUUUGUGGCUCUACGGGGUGUUAUAUCUAAGGAGGACGAUGAGACAUUCUACACGGAUGUUAAGAUGAUAAACUGGAGUUCAUACAUCCGCGACUACAUCUACGGCGCGCGCCAGUACUGCUGCAAGGAGGAUCCCUCUAGUCUGCCCCAGGCCAGAAAGCUGCAGAAACAAUUGUACUACCUAGACAGAGUCACAACUAUCAUCAUAUACUCGCUCUGCGCGUACUUCUUAUACUAUUAUGUUAAGAUGUUUGUAUCCGUUAUGUUUUAAAACGCUAUUUAUUGAAUGUUUUACUCGUGUAUUAAAUAAAUUAUUAGUAAU
This is a messenger RNA of Cydia amplana, 1552 nucleotides long. Its product is annotated as putative fatty acyl-CoA reductase CG5065. NCBI's taxonomy places the organism in Eukaryota, Metazoa, Arthropoda, Insecta, Lepidoptera, Tortricidae. The transcript is spliced from 11 exons. The record is from RefSeq and is a predicted model, not a curated record. Gene Ontology annotation, cellular component: peroxisome. Gene Ontology annotation, molecular function: alcohol-forming very long-chain fatty acyl-CoA reductase (NADP+) activity. The coding region runs from base 8 to 1501 and encodes 497 amino acids. Gene Ontology annotation, biological process: long-chain fatty-acyl-CoA metabolic process.